GCACUUGACAGUUGUGUUUAAAAAUCUUUUUCCGUUGUUUCAAAACUUUUGUUUACUACAAAAUAUAUUUUCAUUCAAUUAAUGAAAUAAAUAUUCAUUUUCAUUCACUAAAUAAAAAUGUAUGAUUAAUUUCAUUGUUUGAUAACAAAAUAAGUACAGAAUAACACAUACAAUCAAAAUGGUUAUCAAUAAAAAUAUAAAGCAACAGAAGAUAACGAAAAUAUUUCGUAAAGGAUUAACUGUACCAAAACAGUCUGAUCAUCGUGACGAGGAACAUGAAGAGAUUUUAAAGUUGCAACAGGUACUUAAAGGGAAACAGGAUGAGUUAUUCCAGCUGCAAAGGAAUAGUUUUAGAUGUAAAGCAUCACCACCAACAAAGAGAAAACCAGAUCCAUUUGUUAGACCGCAGAAAAUAGUUCUCGCUAAUUCAGUGGCGAGCUUAAAAAGAGAUCUAGAGCUAAUGGCAAUGUUAUCCAGUAUGGAGGUUCAGUCUUAUGUGGCUAAUGACCACUGUAGUAUAAUAUACCACAUGCAGCAUGAUUCCAAAAAUGAAAUCAAACAUGGCCUCAGGAUUGAGAUGAAGCCUGGCGCGAAAGAAGUAUCCAAGUUUUCCCUCCCUCUGGGAUUCAAUUUCGAUGGGGUGAUGGAAGACUUCAACAAUAUAAUGAUGCCAGACUGCCUGGGCGCUAUUAGGAAGGCACUCGUAGCAUAUUAUGAUAGGCUUGAGCAGUAUGAUGCUCUAAAGAGGCUAUUAAAUGUAGAAGCUGAACUUUUCAAGAAAAUUGAUGGCUCCCAUAUAGAGAUAACAUUUGUGGUCAAGAGUAAUGAUCCGGAGGAGGAACAGAUUGGUGUGGUGCUUAUGUUGGAUUAUAGAAUCUAUGAUAUCAGACCAAAAACUUUCAACAUUAGAGAAAUUGACUUACCUGAUGGUGCUGCCGAGGCAUUGCAACAACAGUGCAUCGUGUUUAGACGGAAACCAUUGAGGAAGGCGUUCAAAGAAGCGUUCAUUGAUGGCGUUGGACCGUACAAGUUUGUGCGUCAGGUGGGAGAGGACCGUCCAGAUCGUCCGCAGCACGCACACAAGCGACGGCGCGUGCAAACACACGCACACUAUAACAACGAUGACACCUUCCGGCCCGAGGAGUGCUCCGACCGCAGCGACGAUGAGGACAAUUGACGGCUUAUUUUUUUUUAUUAUUAAAAUUCAUUGUACUAUA
Molecule: messenger RNA, 1217 nt
Organism: Galleria mellonella (greater wax moth)
Lineage: Eukaryota; Metazoa; Arthropoda; Insecta; Lepidoptera; Pyralidae
Exons: 7
Coding region: 179-1177 (332 amino acids)
Source: RefSeq, a predicted model, not a curated record